This is a messenger RNA of Nasonia vitripennis (jewel wasp), 2221 nucleotides long. RefSeq lists its product as uncharacterized. Bases 403 to 2187 code for a protein of 594 amino acids. The record is from RefSeq and is a predicted model, not a curated record. The transcript has 10 exons. NCBI's taxonomy places the organism in Eukaryota, Metazoa, Arthropoda, Insecta, Hymenoptera, Pteromalidae.
AUAUGGAAUUAUAUACACGUAUCAGCAUUUUCGCGCCAAUUGUAUACGUUCGCCCCGCCAUUGCAUCAGCCCUCGCGCCAUUUGCAGUCUAGCCUUCGCAUCGAAAGCACGUGCUUACGACGCUCGCAUUCAUACGCAAAAUAAUUAUAAUUAUAAAUAUAGCGGAUCAUUAAUUAAUACCAGUGCCUGUGUGACUUGUGGUGUAGCAGCUGGCAAGACUUGUGGCAUUUUUUCAAAAUUUGCAGCUUUUGAGGAGUGCAACUUGGAAAACAUCGACCAGAAGCGUAAAAAGGACCCAGCUCAAUUUCCAUAAUCAAUAGACUUUGGAAGAAUCCACUCAAACUUAAAAGUUGUACAAAGAGAGCAACUUGCGGGAGCCAUGCAACUAUAUCACCCAUACUUAUGUCCCGUAUACAAAAAAAAUUGGGGGGAGCUUCUCCUGAAACAGCUACGUCCAACCUCAUGGCUGAUUUGCAGAGGACCCAGGCUGAGAACCCUAAGUUGUUCCAAAUGCUGCAGAAGUCUCCAGUACAUCAGCAUCGGAACGAUAUUACGCGGAAAAACAGCACCCCGAACGUUAAUAAACAACCGUAUAAACAUCAGGCAACUAAUAGUAGUAGGCACUUAAGUAGACGAGACGAAAAUAUACCUCAAGCCUCAACGUCCAACAUGACCAUGGAAAAGUUUCAAAGAGAAGUUCUACAGUCAUUGAGUGAUCUAAAAGAAAGGUUAUCUGACUGCGAGCGUAUGACUAAGGAAAACAAUUCAAUGUUGAAGACUCUUACGGCGAAAAAGAAAGUGGGAAAAAUGAGUUGUCCAAGCUGGUUGCCUUUUAAAAGUGUCGAAGAUCUAAUUUCCUUUGAAAAUGUUGAUGACGAAACAUUCAAUCAAACUGUCGAUUAUCUAGUGUAUUUGGGCGGCCGCAACGUCGAGGAUAGUCUUUCCCUAUACCUCAAGAGCAGCUUUGAAGUGACGGAGAGUUUGCUUAAAAAAGUAUCUUGGCUUGGCCAGCCAAGUAAAAAUAUUACAAGCCUUUCUGAAUCACGCUUCAUAAGAGCUUGUGAAGAAGCGGUGUCCUCAUACAAUAAGUUUCGAAAGCCCAAUAACACAGAGUUUUCGGACGCUGUGACCAAAGCUCUGAAGGCUCUUAAAGAGAACUUACGGCGCCAAAUUGUAGCAAAAGCUGCUAAAAAGCAGCUACCUCGACGAUCAAGGUCUCGCUCUUCGGGUGGGAGCAAGGAACAGAGUAGGGGCGUGAUGGAGCUUGAAGGAGGGCAACCAACUCGGCAGUCCCGACCCAGGUCUCGCUCUCCGGACGGAAGCAAGGAUCAGAGGAGGAAGGUGAUGGGACUUCAAAAAAAAAUACCACCUCGGCAGUCCAGAGUCUCGGAAGUCCAGAGUUCAGAGUCAGAAUUCCUGAGUCACAACAAUACCUCACUACUGACUCAAUCGCCAGAUGGAAGCAAGGAUCGGAGAAGGGACGUGAUGGAGCUUCACGGAAAGCAACCAUAUCGGCUGUCCCGACCACCCAGGUCUCGCUCUCCGGAUGGGAGCAAUGAUCGGAGAAGAAGCUUGAUGGGGCUUCAAAAAAAGCGACCGCCUCAACAGUCCAGAUCCAGGUCUCGAUCGCCGGAUUUAAGGGAGAAUCGCUUCGAAACAAGCACUUCGAGGAGAAGGAGCAUGGAGCUUCAAAAAAAGCAGGAACUACCUCGACAGUCCAGACUCAGAUCUCGCUCUCCGUGUGGGAGCGAGGAUUACUUUGAAGCCAGUACUCCAAAGAAAAGUAAGGUGAUGGAGCAGGAGCAGAACGAAUUUCUGAGUCGCAACGAUACCUUACUACUACCACAUAAUAUUAACACAACAACCGUCGUCUCCGAGAUUCAUAAUGUCCAGAAUGACGAAAAUUCUCUGGAAAAUAUCGGCAAUCGUGGAGGCGAUGAUAUCGAGAGUGUUGCUGAGUUCCAGAAUGAUGCGCAAGAUAUGGAGGCUAAUUAUAAUGAAGAAAAUGAUGCAGUAGCUGAGGCGAGUGAUGCAGAUGAAGGAAAUAAGAAUUAUAAUGAUCAAGAAAAUGAAGAUGAAAGCGAUGACGAAGCAAUGCAAAUUGAGUGCCUUGUAGACGACCCCGACGUUCGAUCAUACAUACUUUCGCAGACUGCGAUGGAACAAAAAUUAUUUUUUAAAAAAUAAUAUAUAAAAAAUAAAGUUUAUCAAUUAAAAUUAA